Dipodomys ordii (Ord's kangaroo rat) is the source of this 6918-nucleotide messenger RNA. It is a transcript of the gene Rab3gap2, whose product is annotated as RAB3 GTPase activating protein subunit 2 (non-catalytic). The transcript has 35 exons. Gene Ontology annotation, biological process: regulation of GTPase activity. NCBI's taxonomy places the organism in Eukaryota, Metazoa, Chordata, Mammalia, Rodentia, Heteromyidae. The record is from RefSeq and is a predicted model, not a curated record. The coding region runs from base 1 to 4131 and encodes 1376 amino acids.
AUGGCCUGUUCCAUCGUCCAGUUCUGCUACUUCCAGGACCUCCAGGCCGCCCGGGACUUCCUCUUCCCUCAGCUGCGGGAGGAGACCCCCAGCGGCGUCCUGCGGAGGGACCCCAGUAAAUCAACAAACUGGGAAGAUGAUGGCUGGGGAGCAUGGGAAGAAACAGACCUACAAGAACCUGAAGAAGAAGGAAAUACGUGCAGAACACAAAGAACUUCCUGGCUUCAAGACUGUGUUUUAUCCUUAUCUCCAACCAAUGAUCUGAUGGUUAUAGCUCGGGAACAAAAAGCUGUGUUUUUAGUGCCAAAAUGGAAAUGCAGUGAUAAAGGAAAGGAAGAAAUGCAAUUUGCUGUUGGUUGGAGUGGUUCUCUGAAUGUUGAAGAAGGGGAACGUGUAACUAGUGCCCUCUGUAUCCCACUAGCAAGUCAAAAGAGGAGUUCCACUGGACGCCCUGACUGGACUUGCAUUGUAGUGGGUUUUACUUCAGGCUAUGUACGCUUCUACACUGAGAAUGGUGUGCUUUUGCUUGCACAGCUUUUGAAUGAAGACCCAGUGCUUCAGCUUAAAUGCAGGACCUAUGAAAUCCCUCGACAUCCUGGCGUGACUGAACAGAAUGAAGAAUUGAGUAUCUUGUAUCCAGCUGCCAUUGUGACUAUUGAUGGAUUUAGCCUUUUUCAGUCUCUUCGUGCUUGUCGAAACCAGGUAGCAAAAGCUGCAGCAUCAGGGAAUGAGAACAUACAACCACCACCCUUGGCUUAUAAGAAAUGGGGUCUACAAGAUAUUGAUACUAUUAUUGAUCAUGCUAGUAUUGGUAUUAUGACAUUGUCCCCUUUUGAUCAAAUGAAGACUGCCUCCAAUAUAGGCGGAUUUAAUGCAGCAAUUAAAAACAGCCCACCUGCUAUGUCCCAAUAUAUCACUGUAGGGUCCAAUCCAUUUACUGGCUUCUUCUAUGCUCUUGAGGGAAGCACGCAGCCAUUACUAUCUCAUGUUGCUCUAGCAGUUGCAAGUAAACUCACUUCUGCUUUAUUUAAUGCUGCCAGUGGUUGGCUAGGUUGGAAAAAUAAGCAUGAAGAAGAAGCUGUCCAGAAGCAAAAGCCCAAGAUGGAACCAGCUACCCCAUUAGCUGUAAGAUUCGGUCUUCCAGAUUCUCGACGCCAUGGUGAAAGCAUCUGUCUGUCUCCAUGUAACACACUGGCAGCAGUAACAGAUGAUUUUGGCAGGGUGAUUUUAUUGGAUGUCACUAGAGGAAUUGCAAUACGUAUGUGGAAAGGGUACCGAGAUGCACAAAUUGGAUGGAUUCAAAUUGUAGAGGACCUCCAUGAAAGAGUACCAGAGAAGGUGGAUUUUUCCCCCUUUGGAAAUACUCAGGGUCCCAGUCGAGUAGCUCAGUUCCUUGUGAUUUAUGCACCAAGAAGGGGAAUUUUAGAAGUCUGGAGUACUCAGCAGGGACCUAGAGUAGGAGCUUUCAACGUGGGUAAGCACUGCAGAUUACUGUAUCCUGGCUAUAAAAUAAUGGGUUUAAACAAUGUUACCAGUCAGAGUUGGCAGCCACAGACCUACCAGAUCUGCCUUGUUGACCCUGUCUCUGCAAGUGUGAAAACAGUGAAUGUUCCUUUCCAUUUAGCUCUGAGUGAUAAAAAGAGCGAACGAGCCAAGGACAUGCACUUAGUGAAGAAACUAGCAGCUUUACUGAAAGUGAAAUCUCCCGAUCCAGUGCACUUUUAUCCAAUGGCUUUGGAAAGCAUUUUGGCAAGUGAACGUUUACCUUUCUCCUGUCUUAAAAACAUCACUGAGACUUUAAUGGACACUUUAAAAAAUCAAGAACUUGAGUCUGUGGAUGAAGGAUUGUUCCAGUUUUGUGCCAAUAAACUGAAAUUACUACAUCUUUAUGAGUCUAUCAGUCAAUUAAAUUCUCUUGAUUUUCAUUCAGAUACACCAUUCUCUGUUAAUGACUUGGCUGUGUUGCUAAGGCUCGAUGAAAGAGAACUACAUAAGCUCCAGACACUGUUAGAUAAAUACAAGCAAGAGAACACCAGAGCUUCUGUCCGAUUUUCUGAUGACAAGGAUGGUGUGUUGCCUGUAAAGACAUUCCUUGAGUAUUUAGAAUAUGAGAAGGAUGUGCUCAAUAUAAAGAAGAUCAGUGAGGAGGAAUAUGUGGCUUUAGGUAGUUUCUUCUUUUGGAAGUGUUUGCAUGGAGAAAGCUCCACAGAGGAUAUGUGUCACACCUUAGAGUCUGCUGGCCUUAGCCCUCAGCAGUUGUUGUCCUUGCUCCUGAGUGUGUGGCUUUCCAAGGAGAAAGAUAUUCUGGAUAAACCCCGGUCUGUCUGCUGUCUUCAUACAAUGCUGUCCCUCCUGAGCAAGAUGAAAGUGGCCAUUGAUGACACCUGGGAUUCCCAGUCUGUGUCCCCUUGGUGGCAGCAGAUGCGCGUGGCCUGUGUUCAAUCUGAGAACAAUGGAGCUGCUCUGCUGUCUGCUCAUGUUGGGCAUUCUGUGGCUGCGCAGAUAUCAAACAACAUAAUAGAGAAAAAAUUUUCCCAAACAGCUUUGGGUGCUGAUGCUGAGGCCCUCACUGAUUCCUGGGAGGCUCUUUCUCUUGACACUGAAUACUGGAAACUUCUGCUGAAACAGCUGGAGGACUGUCUGCUACUUCAGACUCUGCUUCACACCAAGGGCAGCACUCGAACCUCCAAAGUGUCAUCGCUGCAAGCAGAGCCACUUCCCAGGCUCUCGGUUAAAAAACUGCUAGAAGGAGGAAAAGGUGGCAUUGCAGACAGUGUGGCCAAGUGGGUAUUUAAACAGGACCUCAGCCCCGAACUGUUAAAACUGGCUAAUAAAGAAGAAGAUGUUGAAAAUCCAGAUGAACAUGAAGAAGGAAUUAACAAACGUCUCCUAGAUAUGUCGGAGGAGGGGACAGACUUAGGAGCCAUACCAGACUUGCUGCAUUUAGCCUAUGAGCAGUUUCCUUGUAGCCUAGAGCUCGAUGUGCUGCAUGCACACUGCUGCUGGGAGUAUGUUGUUCAGUGGAAUAAAGAUCCAGAGGAAGCACGUUAUUUUGUCAGGUCAAUAGAACACUUGAAGCACAUUCUUAAUGCACAUGUUCAGAAUGGCAUUGCGCUGAUGAUGUGGAAUACGUUCUUGGUUAAAAGGUUUUCUGCUGCUACAUACUUGAUGGAUAAGGUUGGAAAAUCACCAAAGGAUAGGUUAUGCCGAAGGGAUGUGGGGAUGAGUGACACAGCAAUGACAUCUUUCCUGGGCUCCUGUUUAGAUCUUCUUCAGACAUUAUUAGAGGCAGACGUUAGCAGGGAUGAAAUGCAAGUGCCUGUCUUGGACACUGAGGAUGCUUGGCUCUCUGUGGAAGGCCCAAUCUCCAUAGUGGAACUGGCCCUCGAGCAGAAGCACAUCCACUACCCACUGGUGGAGCACCAUUCCAUCCUCUGCUCCAUCCUCUACGCAGUCAUGCGCUUCUCUCUGAAGACUGUGAAGCCACUUGCACUUUUCGAUAGUAAGGGAAAAAAUGCAUUUUUCAAAGACCUAACUUCAAUUCAGUUAUUACCAAGUGGGGAAAUGGAUCCAAAUUUUAUUUCUAUACGACAACAGUUCUUGUUGAAAGUUGUUAGUGCAGCUGUCCAGGCCCAGCAUUCAGUGGCCAAGGACCAGGACUGUUCAGAAGAGGCAGCAACUACUCCUGGGAAAGACCCAGACUGGCCAGGGUUGGCCAUGGACUUAUCCCAUCACCUUCAAGUUAAUGAAGAUGUAGUUCGAAGGCAUUAUGUGGGGGAGCUCUACAACCACGGAGUUGACCACUUAGCAGAAGAGGCCAUUCUGCAGGUCCAUGACAAAGAGGUGCUGGCCUCUCAGCUGCUGGUGCUGACAGGGCAGAGGCUGGCUCAUGCACUCCUCCACACCCAGACCAAAGAAGGGAUGGAGCUGCUGGCUCGACUGCCACCCACACUCUGCACUUGGCUGAAGGCAAUGAACCCUCAGGAUCUUCAAAACACUGAAGUGCCCAUUACAACAACCGCUAAACUAGUAAAUAAAGUAAUGGAGCUGUUGCCAGAAAACCACGGGCAGUAUAGUCUAGCCUUGCACCUUAUUGAAGCUGUGGAAGCCAUAUGUAUUCCUUCUUUAUGACACUUACCUAUUGAAAAUAGUCUAAACUUGUGUGACAAAAACGUGAAUUAGUGCAUGGCCAUUUUACAUAGUAAGAGCUGGAAUUUUAUGGAAUAUAUCAUUUUCUGUUUUUGUAAAAUAAAAAUAUAUAUUACUUUCAAAAAGUGCAAUCUUGGGUAAAAUCCACUCCUUUGGUUAAUACUAGAGAUAAAAUAUGAACAAAUAUUAAUUAUACUAAACAAUACAGAUGUUUACUGUUUUUAAUUCAAACCCUUCAGUAGUUUUGUUGUUAAACCUUGCUAUUUAAAUUGGUUAUCAUUUACCGAUUAUGUUCUUAUAGAAGCCUACAUUUCAUACUCUUGUUGUGACAAGAUUUAAAUGUGUUCAUGGCCAGUCACAGUGUGCAGUUAGAGGAACACCCUGCUUUCCUUUAAAGUGCUGAGCAAGUUUGCUAACAGGCUACUCCUGGCACAGUCCUCUUCCUGGGUGUGCUGGGUGUUGCCAGCACCUGUUGGCAGCACCUUUCCAAAGUGCUGCCAUCGGAGGAGGAGAGGAAGGAGUUUGAGGCCUUCAGAAGGGACACGGGUAGCACUCGUAACUUGUAGUCCUUGCCAAAACAGGGGAUCUGGGAUGCAAAUGCAGCAAAAUCACUAUGAUGUAAUUAACACUUGCUUUUUUGCCCAAGUUGUAUCCACAUCAGGAAAUUGUAAAAAAAAAAAAAAUGUAUUAUCUUGUAAAACUUAUGUAGAAAGGGGAGGGGAUUCUAAAAUACUUCAGUCCACCUUUAUUUUUCCUACAACUGUUUAGAAAUGUCUGCUCCUAGGGUUGGUAAUGUAAUCUGUCCUUGAGAAUGUUCAGGAAAAGUGCUUAUUGAUACUCUAGCUUUAGCAAACCUACCUCACAGCCGGGUUGAAAGGAUACAGUACAACUAAUUUUGUACCCUACAGUGCCUAGAGCAGUCCAAGUGCUAAAUAAAUAUUUUUUGAUCCAAACCAAACUAACCAAAAGUCUGUAAGAAGUGUGUUGAACUCCACAAAUACAAGUAUGUAUUGUGGGGCGUGUUUGGAAUGAAGCCACACUGUGCCGCUACGGUAUGGGUCACAGGUUUUCAUAGUCACGCAUGUGAUACAGAACUUGGUUUCUUCGCUUCUUGUAAAGCCAUUUCUAGCAUUGAGCACAGUUGAGGAGGACUUCCUUCAAGGACAUAAUAUCCAAACGUGAAUUUUUUUACUAAAAGAUCACUUUCAACCAAGACCCGACUUAACUGUUUAUGUAGCUAUCAACUUUCAAGUCUAGAAAGAAAACUAUCUCAGGUGUUGAGUGGCUGUGGUAGACGUGUUGAGUCUUGGGGUGCGGGUGGCAUAGAGAAGCAGCACGGGAAGAAGCCUGAGCUGGUCCUGAGCUGGCCCGUCCUCCCGCCUCACUGACCUCCCCUCCCCCGCCAGACACAGCCUAGAAUCCUGUAAGCGCAUUGAGCUUCAUAGAGUCGCUUGUUACAUGUGUUCUAAGGAAUUAGUUUUUCCUGUGAUUCUCAAAAUACUCUCAAAGUAGUAUGAAUUUAGGAGGGUGGUCAAAGAAACUUGGGGUUAUAGAUACUACUGUCUAAUUCCAUUUAUACUUUUUUUGGGGGGAGGGUGAACUUGCAUUUUAGAUAGUAAUAAAAACUUACUCUGGAAGGUUCCAUAAUCAAAUCUAGGGAUACUGAAGAAAAAGCUGAAAUAUGGUUCAGAGAACUUUUUCAACAAAUUAAAUUUGUCAUCAUAAAACUUAACAUAUACAAAAUCUGAAUUCUGGGUUUAAUGGUUAGGAAAAGCAGUUAAAUAUUUUACUGCUUCACUAAGGGCUUUUAAAAUAAAUCUGAUAACAAGAAAGAAAAACGAAGCAGGUCAUGGUGGCACAUGCCUAUAAUUCCACCUACUGGGGAGGCAGACCCAGAAGGAUCUCAAGUUUAAGGCCAGCCCAAAAAAGUUAGAAGGCCCUGGAUUCAAUCCUCAGGACCACAAAAAAUAAUAAUAAUUUAAUAUCUAUGUAUACAUUCUAUUACACGAAGAGCUACAAAUAGCAGAAUUAGGUUUUACAUAGAAUAGGCAUAUACAGGUAGCCCAGGUUCAGAGAAGCCAAUAACCACGAGUGUUUCCUAUAGACACUCCCUUCCUUAAAGUUACAUACUUUUUACACUGCUAAAGUCUACUUUAUAAUGCUAAAGGAAAAAAGAGGUGUUCAAAUAAUUAUAACUACAAAUUACACCUAGACAUAGAGAAGUAGGUAAAGAAGAUAUAAAUAAAUGUACAUAAGGAAGUAUAUAGCACCAGGCUCCUAAAUGCUUCAGAUUUAGAAAAAGGGGGGAAAAAAAAUCUGUGUUUUAUAACAUUUCAUCUAAGAUCAAAGUCAGUCCUUUUAAAUUGCCUUUUUAAAAACUGAUGAAUUGUAAUUUAAAAUCAUAAGAAAAGUUAAGAUUUAAUAAUAAAAAGCUUACGCCAAUUAUGUUCAUUUGGCAGUUGCUGUGGUCCUCUUCAUUUAUAAGAGACAGAUACUUUCACAGUGCCCCAGAGCAGAGGUACAGGCCUCUCCUGGUAACAGGAAUGGGGCGGAGGGCUUCUGAGCUCCUAACAGAUAAAUGUCUGCUGCGUCAAUUAGCCAUUCUCAGAAAGAUUUUAAUCCUAUACUGGAUUGUUUAUGAAAUGUUCUUUUAUCUGUUGUACUGUAAGCAGUGUGAAAUUCUGUAUAUAUUGCUAUUUUCUGUGUUCAUUGUUGUGAACUUCUUGUAUAUUAGUGAAAUAAAUUUUCAGCUUUCUUGUUUAACACUCA